AUGUCUAACCUCGCAACCCUCGACGCCUCCCAGCACCCAAACCUCCCGCAGUCGGCGCAAACGCUAUUUACCGCCAAGGCGCAGAAACAGCUCAGCUUCGAGGAGAUCGCGAAGCAGAUCGGACGCAAUGAAGUAGCCACGGCGGCCAUCUUCUACGGGCAGGCCAAGGCGUCGCCCGAAGACAUUGCCAGCCUGUCCACGGUGCUGGACGUGCCGCAGGGCGUGCUUGAGCAGCAGCUGGGCGGGUUUCCUGACCGCGGGCGCUCGGUCGAGAUGCCGCCCAGGGAGCCGUUGAUCUACCGGCUGUACGAGAUUAUACAGAACUAUGGGUACGCGUACAAGGCGGUGCUGAACGAGAAGUUUGGCGACGGCAUCAUGAGCGCCAUUUCGUUCUCGACCAAGGUGGAAAAGGAGACGGAUGCCGAUGGGAACAACUGGGCGGUGAUCACUCUGCGGGGGAAAUGGGUGAGAUGGAAUGGAAUGACAACACUUCCUCACUUCAUCGGAGCUCAACUCACGGGCAAGAUGGCCGCUCCUGCAGCCGCAGAUCCAGCGGCCGCUGCCCUUUUCCACUGCACCUAUGCCGACUGUUCGCUGUCGUUCGACGACGAAGAGGACAGGGCCGCGCACAAAGACAUGGAGCACGACUACUGCCUCCGCUGCAACGUCGACUUUCCCAACUACGAGACCCUGCUGAAGCACAAGAUCGAGAGCGUCAAGCAUGUCGUGUGUCCUAUUUGCGGCGGAGAAUUUAGCACAGUUUCUGGACGAGACCAGCAUGUUUUGCGGAGUCACCCCAUCGACCACGAAAUCAAAUGCCCGUUUGGCCGCUGCGACAAAGAGUUCAAGAAUCCCAGCGGCUAUAUUAGCCAUAUCGAAAAAGGAAAGUGCGUUAGUGGUGUCAACAAGCAAACCAUUCUGGUGCGACGCGACAUGAAGGCUAUGGAGUCAGACAUGGCCUAUCGUGCAAUCCAAGGUACCUUUCACGGCCCCAUCGGCCAGUCAACAGAACAAGAUGCAGACAGCGACGGCGAUGGCGGGGUUUCUGUGGUUCAGGAUGAAACCCACCUAUCGCUCAUCCACCAGCCCCGUGAAGAUGAUGGCAAUAAAGCACAGGCGAUGAAGUUCUGGCCGCCGCUGGGCGCAGACACCAAAGAACUGCCAGCAGACGGGGUGGCCCUGACCAAACGCGCCAUCGAGAAAGCAGCAGUCCAGCCGUCGUUUCGCCCAACUCCCGUCAUUCCGCGCUCGGGUGCGCUGAAGGUUUACAAGACGUUUAUUCCGCGGUUCAGCGAGAACCAGUACCUGAACCAAGCGUCGGGCAAGUUUGAAUGCUGCAAGCAGGAAUUCGCGACUGGAGACCAGCUCGCAACGCAUUUGCUCUCGCACCGGGCACAGCGAUUUAUAUGUCCCAUGUGUAGAAAGAGCAUGCAGUCAGUCACCGCGCUAGUGUCUCAUGCGGAGAACAGCCAGAAAUGCGGCCUAUCUCGGCGCAGCGACGCAUCGGCGAUCAUGGCGAUUAUAACUGGGGGGCUGGUCACAGCGGAUCGGUGGAUUGACGAGGACCACUAUAAUUUGAAGUACGAGGCGGCCACUCACUUUUGA
Talaromyces rugulosus is the source of this 1605-nucleotide messenger RNA. RefSeq lists its product as uncharacterized. Bases 1 to 1605 code for a protein of 534 amino acids. The record is from RefSeq and is a predicted model, not a curated record. Lineage: Eukaryota; Fungi; Ascomycota; Eurotiomycetes; Eurotiales; Trichocomaceae. The transcript is spliced from 6 exons. Gene Ontology annotation, molecular function: DNA binding; cyanate hydratase activity.